UACAGAAAAGAGAAAGUGUAAUUCUUCAUUUCUUCCCCAUUAUAUCUCUCUCCUUUUUUUGUGUCAUCCAACCUCAAUAUACUAUACAUGAUCUCCAUUUCCAGAUCCCCAAGAACACAGCUCCAACAAAAAGAGGAAGAGGGAGGGAGUAAUAAGAGGAAGAAGAGAGUGAUGGGAAGAGGGAAGAUAGAAAUAAAGAAGAUAGAGAAUCAGACGGCGAGGCAAGUGACCUUCUCCAAGAGAAGAAAUGGUCUUAUCAAGAAGACUCGUGAGCUCGCUAUUCUCUGUGACGCUCACAUGGGUCUCAUAGUCUUCUCGGCCACCGGAAAGCUCUCCGAGUUCUGCUCUGAAAACAACAAGAUGCCUCAGCUCAUUGACCGAUACUUGCAGACCACUGGAUUGCGACUUCCUGAUCAUCACGAUGACCAGGAGCACUUGUACCAUGAGAUGGAGGCACUAAGAAGAGAGAUAUGUAACCUUGAGCUCCAUCUGCGUCCAUAUCAUGGACAUGACUUAGCCUCCAUUCCUCCUCAUGAGCUUGACGGACUCGAGCGACAGCUGGAACAUUCCGUCCUCAAAGUCCGUGAGCGUAAGAAUGAGUUGAUACAGCAACAAUUGGAGAAUCUAAGCAGAAAGAAGCGGAUGCUAGAAGAAGAUAACGAUAACAUGUGCCGUUGGCUUCAUGAGCAUCGUGCAGCGAUUGAGUUUCAACAAGCUGGGAUAGAGACGAAACCAGGGGAGUAUCUACAGUUUCUAGAGCAGCUUCAGUACUAUAACAAUGAUCAUCAGCAGCAACAACAACAACCAAACAGUCUUCUUCAGCUUGCUACACUUCCUUCAGAGAUUGAUCCAAACUACCAUCUCCAGCUAGCUCAGCCUAACCUUCAAAACGAUCCAGCUCCCAAAGAGUGAUUAAUCUAAUCCUCAAUACACAUCUUCUCUUUUUCUUUAUGGGGACAACUUAAUGAACUUUUAUUAAUUACCUAUAUUUUGAUGUUAGCCAAUGCCUUCUUUUGUUGUCUGUUUUGUGUGGUCAAAAAACCUUGUCUGAAGUACAAUUUACUUGUGAAGCACAGUGGUCUUUGGUUAUAAUUUUUAUUCA
Molecule: messenger RNA, 1102 nt
Organism: Camelina sativa (false flax)
Lineage: Eukaryota; Viridiplantae; Streptophyta; Magnoliopsida; Brassicales; Brassicaceae
Product: protein TRANSPARENT TESTA 16-like
Biological process (GO): positive regulation of transcription by RNA polymerase II
Cellular component (GO): nucleus
Molecular function (GO): protein dimerization activity; RNA polymerase II transcription regulatory region sequence-specific DNA binding; DNA-binding transcription factor activity
Source: RefSeq, a predicted model, not a curated record